AUGCUUUCAUCUGCAUCAACAUCUACCACCGCUACCGCUUCCGCUGCCAGUAUUCGCACUGCCCGACUUCGGGUGCGGGGAUACCCAGCAGACUACGAUGUAUACGAGUCCAACGUGGCUACCUCGAACUCUUCCUCGCAGCAGGUUGGGACCGGAGCCACUGCCGGAGAAAUUAGAGCCCAUAGCCCUGCUGGGUGGCCAGAUGACUAUCGCCGUAUCCCACCGUACCGGCCGAUUAAUCGGCAUCUCGACCAAAGCCAGCGAAGGGUGUACACAAGUCUGGGAGAGCGAGCAUUUUUGACCAUAAUGUUUACCGGAUUGGAAAUGAAUGUGAUGGCAAACCGCCUGUGGAAGGUCACCGGGGAGCGACUGUCUGAAAAUUUGUUUAGAUACAAGCUAGGCGGCGAAUUUUGA
Molecule: messenger RNA, 414 nt
Organism: Penicillium expansum
Lineage: Eukaryota; Fungi; Ascomycota; Eurotiomycetes; Eurotiales; Aspergillaceae
Exons: 2
Coding region: 1-414 (137 amino acids)
Source: RefSeq, a predicted model, not a curated record